Messenger RNA from Penicillium concentricum, 426 nucleotides. RefSeq names its product Clr5 domain-containing protein. Bases 1 to 426 code for a protein of 141 amino acids. Lineage: Eukaryota; Fungi; Ascomycota; Eurotiomycetes; Eurotiales; Aspergillaceae. The transcript has a single exon. The record is from RefSeq and is a predicted model, not a curated record.
AUGCCUCGCCAACAAAUCAAUUUAGAACCCUACCGGGAAGAGAUCAUUGCUCUCUUCCACCACGGAAUCAGUAGCGACUCCAUUAGCCGCGCCCUCGAAAAUUGUCAUAAUAUCCAGGUCAAGGAGCGAACCAUCCAGUCCCGCCUUCGCAAGUGGGGCGUCCGCAAGCGACACCGAACGACGACAGGCGACGAAGCUUUGCAUGCGCGCAUCAAGAUGCUUUUCAUGCAGGAUAGGCUGACUGAUAAGGCUAUGCUCAACAUGUUGCAGCAAGAAGGUUACGGUAUCUCUGAACGCACAUUGCGCCGUCUGCGGUGUAAGUUAGGACUCCAUGCCAGGGGUUCGGAGCCGGAGCACCAGGAGCAGAUGCAGAUGCAGAAGCAAAUGAUUGUUCCACACACUCGCGCAGAUGGACAACUGGUGUGA